CAAGUCUAUUCGCUUUCACCAUGUGAGAAACACUCAUCACAUGAUUCACAUCUCCCAUUUCUCUCCAUAUUCGAAUUUUAAAUUUCCCCACUAACAACAUUCCUUCUCCCUAUGACGUCAUUCUGCCGGCGGUUACCUACCGCCGGCACCGCCUCACUUUCCGGUCAGUUCCGCUUACUCCAACCAACGAACUCCACCGCGAUUAACGGAAUCCACUACGGCUAUUCACCUCAGCGCCGGGGACUUUCUCUACAGCUACGGCGACGGUUAUGGAAUCCGGUGGUAGAUGCGACUGGACACAGUGACGCAGCGGAGAGAUCGGAUUUCAUCGAGGAGGAUGAGAAGGAGAUGCUACACUCGUUGGCGGAGGAUAACAGUGGAAAAGAUGUGAAUCAGAAGGCUAAAGUGGUGGUUGCUGCGGCGGCGGUGGUGGUGAUGGGAGUCGGAAAUAGGGUGCUGUAUAAAUUGGCGUUGGUUCCUUUGAAGCAGUAUCCAUUUUUCUUAGCUCAGCUUGCAACUUUUGGAUAUGUAAUUGUAUACUUUUCCAUUUUAUAUAUCCGACACCGUGCUGGCAUUGUCACUGAUGAGAUGUUAUCAGUGCCAAAAGCUCCAUUUCUAAUUGUUGGUCUCUUGGAAGCUCUGGGUGCUGCUACAGGAAUGGCGGCAGGAGCAAUGCUAUCGGGCGCGUCAAUUCCAAUCUUGUCUCAGACUUUUCUUGUGUGGCAAAUUCUUCUGUCAUCUAUUUUUCUUGGGAGGAGAUAUAAAGUCAACCAACUAGUUGGAUGUUUUCUUGUGGCCAUCGGUGUAAUUACCACUGUAGCAAGUGGAUCUGGUGCGGGGAAAUCAUUGCAGGAAGCUGGUAUAUUUUGGAGUCUUUUAAUGACGGUUUCAUUUUUAUUCCAAGCAGCUGAUACUGUGCUCAAGGAGGUAAUCUUUUUGGAUGCAACCCGGAAACUGAAGGGAGGUUCUUUGGAUUUGUUUGUUGUCAAUUCCUUCGGAUCUGCUUUUCAAGCACUGUUUAUAUGCCUCCUCCUCCCCUUCUUAUCAAAACUAUGGGGCAUCCCUUUCAGUCAACUGCCAAACUACCUUAAAGAUGGUGCAGCCUGCUUUCUGAAUGUUGGGACGCUGUCUAGUGGAUGUGAUGGAGCUCCCCUGCUGCCCUUGCUGUUUAUUAUUGUAAACAUGGGCUUCAACAUCUCAUUGCUUCAUCUCCUCAAGAUCUCUUCAGCUGUUGUCUCUUGUCUAGCGACCACAUUAGCAGUCCCAAUAUCAAUCUACGUGUUCACGCUACCACUUCCAUACCUUGGUGUUGCCUCGUCCCUUCCAGCAGGCUUUCUUGCUGGAGCCAUCAUUCUCAUCAUGGGAUUAAUCAUCUAUACAUGGAUUCCUUCCAAUGCUUCCUUGACUGCUCCCACCUAAUGAAGUCAGGUGUGAGAAUUUGAACCUCAAUAGCUGCACAGUUUCUCCAAGCACAGAGAAUAGGUUGCAAGUAUCCUCACGACAGAAAACAAAAAUUUAAAAUGAUGAAGAAAUGGUUCAGGUCCACUCCUUUUCAAGACAAAAUGUAGAAAAAUAAAAAUGAUGUAAUUUUUGUUUCAAUAGCAUUUGAUGAAAAUGAUGAAGAAAAGAGAACAGGAAAAGAAAUCCUCUUGAGAUUUUUCAAGUGAUAAAGAAAGUAUGGAUAGGUCUAGUUCAAUUUUUGUGUGGAAAAAUAAUGAAAUAGAGGGGAAAAGUUAUUUCAUGGAUUAAA
Trifolium pratense (red clover) is the source of this 1750-nucleotide messenger RNA. Its product is annotated as protein CLT3, chloroplastic-like. NCBI's taxonomy places the organism in Eukaryota, Viridiplantae, Streptophyta, Magnoliopsida, Fabales, Fabaceae. The record is from RefSeq and is a predicted model, not a curated record. The transcript is spliced from 10 exons. Bases 112 to 1419 code for a protein of 435 amino acids.